Molecule: messenger RNA, 633 nt
Organism: Juglans microcarpa x Juglans regia
Lineage: Eukaryota; Viridiplantae; Streptophyta; Magnoliopsida; Fagales; Juglandaceae
Exons: 1
Coding region: 1-633 (210 amino acids)
Source: RefSeq, a predicted model, not a curated record
AUGGGUGAAGUAGUAGAUAUGAUAACAGGAUGCAACCAAAAGCUGGACUCUUGGAAUAAACUUAAGUUUAUAAAGGUUCAUUUUCGUUUACAAAAGGCUAAACAGAAAUUGCAGUUGGUGCAAUAUAGUGAUCUGAAAGGAUUUGAUAGGGAUGCAGCAAUCUCAACAAGACAGGAUGUUCAAUUGUGGCUGGAGAGAGACGAGGUAUUGUGGAGACAAAGAUCAAGAGUCUUGUGGUUAGAGGAGGGGGACCAAAAUGCUAAAUUCUUUCAUGCAAAAGCCUCACAAAGAAGAAAGAAGAACAACAUUCAGAAGUUGCAAAAUGAGUGUGGAGAAUGGCAAGAGAGAGAGAAUCGAGACAGGCUUAUAGUUAACUAUUUCAGUUCACUAUUCACUGCUUCUGAGCAGAGGGGAUCUAUCGAUAGCCUAGUGGAGAAUUUGGAAAGGAAAGUGAUGAAUAGCGUGAAUGAGGAGCUGGUCAAAGUCUACAAUGAGGAAGAGGUUUAUAAGGCUUUCAUGAAGAUGCAUCCCACAAAAGCCCCUGGUCCAGAUGGUAUGUCACCAAAAUUUUUCCAACGAUGCUGGCAUAUCAUUGGAAAGUCAAGUCUCUUCUGUAGUCCUAAAGGCACUUAA